Messenger RNA from Periconia digitata, 1026 nucleotides. The record is from the annotation of a GenBank genome assembly. NCBI's taxonomy places the organism in Eukaryota, Fungi, Ascomycota, Dothideomycetes, Pleosporales, Periconiaceae.
UAUUGUUCCUGCAUGCACUCAAUGUUCCAGCGUUCGAUGUCAGUAGUAACCACCCCCAAAGGACGUUUGGGUUUCCACCGUUGGGUACCUGCUCUCCCCUUCCCAGAAGGGUCACCGCCGCUUCCAAAAGUAGUAAUUUGUACCACCAUCACGUUGGACCUUCACCAAAAAACACACAUGCAUGCGAUGAACCGCAUGUGCUGUCGUUGCAUACUCUCUCACAUGUCCUGCCAUACCUUCUCCCGCCCUUCCGCUGCACAACCAUUUCCAUACUUUCACCUCCCGCAGACGGGACCUCAUCCAAUUACAAGCCCAAACACACACUCUGAACCAACACUGCUGAACAGGAAUCGCCGCACCAAACAACACUGCCUAAACCCUCUAGCUAUGAAACUCCUCAGUUCCCUGGCUCUCAUCGCGCCGUUCGCCGUCAGUGCCCUCGCGAUUCCACAAGUGCACUUGCCACUCCACCCACGUGAUGACGAUAAACAGCUCUUCUACCUCCGAGUCAAUGCAGAAUCCGAACCCUACCACAACCACCCCAUAACAAACCUCUCCAACAAGCGUCUCGGUCUCGAAAACUUGACGAUCCAUCCAGAGCCCGCUCCGAUCCUGUUCAGGUCGAUGCGUCUGCCUACCGGUCUUUACGCUCUCCGCUCCUCAUACAACGAAGAGAAUCACGACGAUGACGAUGACGAUACCACGACCCCCCUGAUAACAGCCCUAAUUCCCCACUCUGACCCCACAAAAGCCGUCCUCGCACUCAUCGCUUACCCCUCCGUUUCUGAUCCGACCGGGACAACGCCUACUGAUUGCCCAGAGGACGUCGAUUGCGUGGCGCAUGAGUGGAGGGUUGAUGAGGGGAGGUUGGCGUUUGCGUUUGGGAGCCAGACUGUGGAGUUUUUGUUUGAGAUGAGGGGAGUCGAGGGGGAGGAGGGCGAGUGGUUUGUUGGGUUUGCGCCGGAUGGGGUUGGAAUGGGGAAGUAUGAGCAUGCUGUUGGAUUAGAGGUUGUGGAGUGGGUAUGA